Messenger RNA from Dothidotthia symphoricarpi CBS 119687, 3152 nucleotides. RefSeq lists its product as uncharacterized. The record is from RefSeq and is a predicted model, not a curated record. Lineage: Eukaryota; Fungi; Ascomycota; Dothideomycetes; Pleosporales; Dothidotthiaceae. The coding region runs from base 195 to 3152 and encodes 985 amino acids. The transcript has 2 exons.
CUGACUGCCAUGUCCCACGCUCUUCCGUCUGACUGACUUGAUUCCUCUUUACCUGCUGUGCUGGUCUCUCCCAUCACCCCGCCCCCGCAGUGUGUAAGACGGAACUAAGACGUCCUGAACAACUUCUUCACUCUCUCCAUUGAUAUUACUCAGCCUUGUCAGCACUUGUACUUGAUUUCCCCCUCAUCACAGCUAUGUUUUCUACAGACGAGAGGGACUACUCCGACGAGUGGUACGCGGAUCAAUACACCGGCGGAGCCCGCCAUGUCAAGCCUCCGCCGCCAAAAACCCGCGAAGACGACGAAUAUGGCCGCCACAGCUACGGUCGUCGCACGAGCGAGUUCCUCACCCCACAAGUUCACUACACGACCGGUCUCCACCGCACCCGCUCGCAAGGCCACACCCCAGCCCCAAACGUGACCAUCUACAACUCCACGCGCAUGGACAACGAAAGCAACCCCAAUGUGCGCACCGAACAAAAGAGCAGAGAUGCCAGCCCGCGCGGCCGCAACAGGAAAAUGCCCGGCGAGUGGGACCUGGAGGAACAGGUCACGGAGCUGAAGCUUCAAGUCACGAGGGAUCGGCUGGAACGCUCCCGCUCCCGUGACUACCAGCACCACCAUGACCAUUCGCCUGACCGCUCGUACGAGGAUAAACUGCAGAGACGCCUUGCUGAGGAGCGACUCCGAGAAGCCGAGGAGAAGCUUGGCAAGGAGAAUCGAAUGUCGUACGAAGACAAGCUACAACGACGUAUUGCCGAGGAAAGGCUGCGAGAAGCAGAGGGAAGGCUCGAGCACGAGAACCGAGGCUCCUAUGAGGAUAAGCUGCAGAGACGUCUCGCUGAAGAGCGACUUCGAGAAGCCGAGGAGAAGCUCGAGCAUGAGAAUCGCGAUGAGCUUGCCAGGCGCAAGUACGAGCUCAAGUACAUGCAAGACAAGGUGCAGCGCGAUGCCGAGGAGAACCGCAUCCGCAUGCAGGAGCAGCGUCUGGAGCAGCAGUGGGAGUUUAGGCGCGAGAAGGAGGAGAUGGAGCGUGAGCGCAAGGCGCGUGACGAGGAAGACAAGCGCGCACGUAUCGUUGCGGAGAACCGCGCUAAGAUGUCUAAAGAGCAGCGCGAGCGCGAGGAGGAGCGCGAUAGACUUGUGCAGCGGAUUUCUCGGGAGAAGAAGGACGAGGAGGAAAAGCGUAAUCGCAUCAUUGCGGAGAAUCGAGCAAAGAUGUCGACGGAACAGAGAGAGCGUGAGGAAGAACGGGAUCGUCUUGUGGAGAGGAUCUCGAGAGAGAAGAAGGAAGAAGAGGAGAACCGCAAUCGUAUCAUCGCGGAGAACCGCGCGAAGAUGUCGACAGAACAGAGGGAGCGCGAGGAGGAGCGUGAUAGGCUCAUAGAGAGGAUUUCGCGGCAGAAGAAAGACGAGGAAGAUAAUCGUAACCGCAUCAUUGCCGAAAACCGCGCCAAGAUGUCCAAGGAGCAGAGGGAUCGCGAAGAAGAGCGCGACAGGCUUAUCGAGAGGAUCUCGAGAGAGAAGAGAGAAGAGGAAGACACCCGCAACCGCAUCAUCGCGGAGAACAGAGCGAAGAUGUCCAAGGAGCAGAAGGAAGAGGAAGACAAUCGCAAUCGCAUCAUUGCGGAGAACCGCGCUAAGAUGUCCCGAGAGCAGAGGGAGCGUGAGGAAGAGCGCGAGAGAAUCGAGGAGAAGAUCUCGCGGGAGAAGAGAGAGCAGGCCGCAGAGCGGGAAAGGCUCCUUGCCGACCUCGAAAGGAAGGCUGCCAAGGCGAAGAGAGACGAGGCAGAGCAGCGCGAGAAGUUCAUGACUGACAUGGAGAAGAAGGUUGCCAAGGAGAAGAGGGACGCAGCUGAAGAGCGCGAGAGGAUCGUAGCCAAGAUCGCAAAGGAGAAGAGAGACGAGGCCGAACAGCAAGAGCGCCUACGCGCUGAUCUCGAGAAGAAAGCAGCCAAGGAGCAGCGCGCCGCCGCCGAAGAGCGUGAGCGCAUCCUGGCGAAAAUGGCAAAGGAGAAGCGCGACGCAACCGAGCAGCGCGAGAGAAUGCUCGCAGACCUCGACAAGGAAAAGCGCGCCCAAGAAACAGAACGAAACCGCAUCAUCCACGAGAACGAGGCCAAACUAGCCAAACAAGCCCUCGAACGCGACGCCAAAGCAAAAGCCGCAGACGCAGAACGAAAGCGCAUCAUCGCCGAGAACGAAGCCAAGCUCGCAAAAGAGGCCCUCGAGCGCGAUAAUAAGGCUAAAGCCUGGGAAGAAGAGCGCCGCCGCAUCAUCCUCGAAAACACGGCAAAAGUCGAAAAAGCCGAGCGCGACGCAAAAGCCGAAGCCGAGCGCGUCCUGCAAGCCUACCAAGCCAAAAAGACCGCCGAAGAAGCCGCCGCCAAAUCCGAAGCAGAGCGCAUCAUCUACGAGUACGAGCGCAAAAAAGUGCUAGACGCGGAGAAAGCGCAGCGCGCAAAAGACGAGCUGCUCAUGCAGAUACGCCUCGAAGAGGAAGCCAAGCGCGCGAAGGAUAAAGCAGAGUACGAGGCCUUCACGCGCAAGCAGAAGGAGGAGGCGGAGCGCGAGAAGGCGAAGAAAGAGGCGCAGGAGAAGGAGUUGGAGGAGUCGAUGCGGAGACGGCUUGCGCAGUUUGGGUUUCAGGAGAAUCAGGUCCAGGCACUGCUUAAUCCUGAGGAGCAGAAGAAACUCCAACACCAGCAGCAGAUGCAGCAGGGUAUGAUGCCGAUUCAUCCCCUCCCUGCCCAGGCGCAUGCGCAUCAUAUGCAUAUGGCCCCCCAACAGCACCAGCACCAACAUACGCAGCUACGCAUCGCCCCGCAACCCACCUACGCAAAAGUCAGGCGCGAAUACCUCGACGUGGAAACCCUGCACUACUACGAUAUUCCGUAUGAAUAUGAUUCUGACCCAAACUACAUAAUCGUCCUCCGGGAGAUGAGCCAGCGCGAAACAGAAAUCCUCUUCGAGCACACGCGCCGUCUGCGCGCGGGCGGGAACGGAAACCGCCUUUUCAUCAAGGAUGAGGGGCGCGGGAGGCAUGGGAAGGAGUAUGCGUUUGUGAGGUCUAAGAGUCGGAGUCGGUCGAGGGGGGAUGGUGGGGGGAAGAGCGGGAAGACUGUGAAUUUGGGGGGGAUGUUGUUUAGGUAG